GCGCGGAUUGGCCAGCGUGCGAUCCGCCCCGGCAGCGGGGUAGUCUGCCCCCUGGCGGCGGCAGGAAGGGGCGGGCGCGGCGCCGGGAGCCCGAGAUGGUGGGCGCCGGGGCGCGCGGGGCGCCGCUGCUGCCGCCCUUGCUGUUGCUACUGCCGCUGCUGCGGGGCGCGGCGGGCGGCCUCGCUGACAGCGUCGUCUGGGCCGUCAACGCGGGCGGCGAUGCUCAUGUGGACGUGAACGGCAUCCACUUCCGCAAGGACCCGCUCGAGGGCCGCGUGGGCCGAGCUUCUGACUACGGCAUGAAGCUGCCAAUCCUGCGGUCCAAUGCGGAGGAUCAGAUUCUGUACCAGACCGAGCGUUACAAUGAGGAAACCUUUGGUUAUGAAGUUCCCAUCAAAGAGGAGGGUGACUAUGUGCUGGUGUUAAAGUUUGCAGAGGUCUAUUUUGCACAGUCUCAACAGAAGGUAUUUGAUGUUCGCUUGAAUGGCCACGUGGUGGUGAAGGACUUAGACAUUUUUGACAGAGUUGGACACAGCACAGCUCACGAUGAGAUCAUUCCCAUGAGUAUCAAAAAGGGGAAACUGAGUGUCCAGGGAGAGGUUUCCACGUUCACAGGGAAACUCCACAUUGAGUUUGUAAAGGGCUACUAUGACAAUCCGAAAAUCUGUGCCCUAUACAUCCUGCAAGGAACAGUGGAAGAUGUUCCAAAGCUGCAGCCACACCCAGGUCUGGAGAAAAAAGAGGAAGACGAUGAUGAAGAUGAAUAUGAUGAUGGCUCCAGUGUUAAAAAACAGGCAAAUAAGAACCGGGUUCAGUCAGGCCCACGCACACCAAACCCCUAUGCCUCGGACAACAGCAGCCUCAUGUUUCCUAUAUUGGUGGCCUUUGGUGUCUUCAUUCCUACCCUCUUCUGCCUCUGCCGAUUGUGAGAGCAAGCCCCACAGAGCAUCAGCCACGGGGCUGGGAGGGAAGGAGUUGGACCAAACACGGUUGCUUUCAAUUUCUCCAUAUUGUUCAUAAUUUAAGGGAAAAAAAAAAAAAAAAAAAAAAAAAAGAUGAUUCAUUUGGAAUGAGUAGCAGGUUCAGGUAAGAUGGAGCUUACCUUCCCCCUGCCAGCAAGCAGCGAGGCCCUUGCCUUCCCCUUCAUACCACGUGCAGCCUCUGAUCCUCCCUGGGGCAUCCAAGAGUAAACUGAGUCCUGGCUGGCUGUGUAUUGGGCUGUUGAAAGCUGAUGCUACCAGUCCUGGGCCACGUCCUGCACUGAGAGAAAGCCAUGUGCUGCCUGUGCUGGGUAGAAUACGGUUCCGUAAGCAGGGAAGCAGCUCUUGAAACCAGGCCUGGGUACACGUUGUGUCCAGGAGCAUGGAAAUGUUGUGGUGCCAUUGGGUGACUAACUACUAUGGAGGACGGAGCCUGGCUCAGCAUCUGCCCAAGUGUGUACAACACGAUGUAUGGUACUCACCUGCAUAAAAAUACCAAGACUCCAGCUAGCUGCUCAGCCUCUGUGGAGAUGUUCCCCUCCUAAGACUGCAAGCUGUGCCAGGAGCAGAGGGAUUUAUCUGGCCUGAUUUGCUGCACCAGUUGGGAAAGACUUUCCUAGUUUGGCAAUUGUAAUGCUAGAUCCAUUGCAGAGGGAUUCUGCUGUAGCCGCAAGAGGCUGACGUUAGCGUCUGAUCAGAUGCACUAGUUUUCUGUAUUGAUUAUGGCUUUUGUUUACUUUAAUAUCCUUUUAUUUUCAAAGGCUUCAUUUUAAGCCCAGUUCCUUGUUUUGCCCUUUCUAGCAAGUGACCUCUCCUUUGGAAGAAGCUGAGAAUCAGAUGACCUAGUGAGGAGGUUCUGGACUUGUUCCUUGACCUUCCCAACAGUUAUCUCCCUGCCCUGUGACUGUGAACAACCUGUGCUGUAGGACAGAGCAGAGCAACCUUGCGGAUGCUCCCUGUGGGCUCUGAUUCCCUGUCAUAGGGAUCAGACUCACCUGCAGUGGUGGGAAAUGCAGUGGAGUUGGUUAGUAUCUUCAGUUAGCCCAGUCUUUCAUGUGUCAAGUCACUGUGGUGAAGGGGCAGAUAUCCAACACUUCAGUACUGUAGAGCAAGGUGGUUUGUUGCCCUCCAGAGAUCUGGAAGUGAGCAGAACACUGGAGACAAGGUCACCCGCUUCCCCUGGGAGUAUUUCUGCAAGAGGCUUCUGUUUCCGCAUGCAGAGCCUGUGGCUGGCCGACAGAGGCUGAGCAGAGUGAAAGCCCUCGCUGCGCCUGCUGAUCCAGAGCUGCAGGCCCUGACGAGCUGCCUUUCCACGGUCUUGGCCUCUGGCAUGUUGAGUGCUUCUGGCUGGCAGGUGGGAGAUGUUCUGUGUGCUGGAACAAGAUCUGUCCCAGGUGGGGUUGGGUCCUUGCGGGCCAGCUUCGAUGCUGGUGAGCUCUGGCCUCACAGGAUACUUUACCUCAUGCUAUCUCUGUUCUCAGAAAUGCUCUCUCUUUACCCGGAGCAGUGGCACUGAGCAAUGUCCUUGCCCUGGGCCUGAGUUUUCUUAGUGGUUGUUCUUGGGUUUGAUCCCCUGCAGUGGCUCAGCCUUUCUUUGAGCUGAGAAGGGUCAGCAGAAUUCCCUAGUUUCUGGAAGGGAAACCGGAGGAGCCGCCUUUCUGGUCUGCCGGGCCCAAGCAGCUGAAGCCUUUGCUUCCUCCUAACCCUCAAGCUGUGAUGUGAGCUGCCAACUCACUAGCUCCAGAACUGGAGCUGGGGGAGGUGUCAAAGCACCGCUCUCUGCAGCAGUGGCACUGAACCUUGCCUUUCUGAUCUCAUACAUCGCUGCUAUGGGCCUGACCCCAAUUCUGUGUGAGCUAAAAAGCAAGCAUUAGGACCUUAAUUACCUUCUUUCCAGUUGCACAAGUGGUAACAGUCAGUUUGGGAGAAGCAAGAGGGUCCCUGCCACAGUUGAAGGAGAAGACAGGCUUUAGAGAGAGCAGAUCUCAAGAACGAACCUUAGGAUGAAAAGGCGGUAAGCUUGAAGUUGUGUGCUUCAUCUUCUAGCUGCUGUUAAAAUCCUAGUACUUAUAAAACUCGUAUAAAAUAUGAACUCUGUUUUGGUUGGUGACAGCGCCUGCAGAGAUUUUCCACCGUUUUUGGGAUUGCUUUAACUGGAGCAAGGAGACAUUUAGAUCUUUAUCAAUUUUGAGAAGCGUGAACUGUGCUGAUUUGUUAAGCAAAGAACCUGGGCUUGAAAUCAGGCUUCUCUGUAAGGAGCUGUUCUCCUCCAGGCCUUUUAGAUUGCAUUUUAUUUGAGCAUCCUUGAAACAAGGAAUCACUCAGCUUCUUGUGGCUUACCCGGUAAUCUGCACGUUGCCUCGCAUGAGAAGAGGGGUGUGCAUUUAGGUGUGCAAAAGUCAGAAGUCUUCUAGGAUAGUUUAUCCCUGCCUCUCAUGGCAGUCAGAGCACCCAUUUGGUGCCAUUGGCUGUCCUAAAGCAGAGCUGUGCAGAGUGUGAUCUGUUGUGUUCCAGUUGCUCAGAUCAAAUGAAUUUGUCUUAUUUGAAUAAGAAUAGGGAGGAGGAAUAGUUCAUCAUGGCUUCAAUUUAGUUGUUUUGGCUCUGUUUUAAUGCAUCUUUGUCACGACAAGCUGGGUGGUGGGGCUGUUCCUGACCCAGUCAGGGUGCUAUGAGCAGUUUUCCUUGUUUGUUGGUCCAUUCCCUCCUGACGGGUUUGCCACCUUCAAGCAAAGCGUGUGGGAACAUGGGAGGAUGGAAGGGGAUAACCAGUGAGCACCUCACUGGGAACGGCAUACUCAGGCUGGCUCCCCUUGCUGUCUCUGUCUAGCAUCUGCAAGCCAGCCAGAUGGGUAUAAUGAGGUACCUGGUCCUGACCAGGGAAAGAAGUAGUUUUGGUUGGUUGUAGCUUUCCAGCAUGGGUGUUUGAGGGAAUAUCCAAAACAUUGUUUAGUUGAGACUGGUUAGAGGCAAGCCUGUUUGUGCUUUGUUGCCUCCUGCCAGCAGCAGGCUGGUGAAAUACAGUCCCUGUGCAGCAGUGUGGGAGCUGGGUCGGAACAGACUCUGGCUUGAUUCGUGGAGCAGUUGUGUAGAGGGGCUGGUAAGGCAAUUUUAAUAAAGCUUCCACUUAAUAAAGGGAAGAUGACACCUUCAAUCAUAUUUUGGGCCUGGAUCCAGCCUCAGGGUAGUGGUUCCAAAGCCUGUUUUAAUUACACUCUCAUCAGCCCCUCCUUUCGUACCUUUAAGCCAGGCCAUUUUCCCCUUCUGUGUGUGUGUGUGACUAAAACAACAGCUCUGACCCUUUUGAGUAUCCCAGGUGGCUGUAAGCAGAAAGCCAAAUGAAUUCCCUUCUCUUUUUGGUGCCUUUGUCUCAGGCUUUGAAUAAAAGUCUAUUUGAAGAAGCUUCUUUUUUGUUUUAAGGAGCUUCUGAGUUGUUUUUACUUUUUCCCCAGGGGACAGGCAUUCCCUGCCCUCACGAUCAGCUGGGGACUGUCUCACUGUCCCUAGACACCAGCUCUGGAGGUCACAGCUGAAGCAGAGAACCGUGAGCGAGCAUCUUUGGUUCCAGUCCUUGAGGUCAAUGGAAAAAAAGCCUAGCAGGGGAUAGAAGAACUGGGAGAGCUCCUUCAGGUCUGGUCUCCCCCAGAAAUCUCCCGAAGGCAGAAUGGAGAACUUCCAGGCAGUCUGGUGCCUGUGUGUUUGUAGUUCAGAGCUGAGUGAGUCACGACUACAUCCUGGUAGUUGUAUGGUGCUUACAGCUUCUGCAUGGAGAGUGUAGCAUGGGGGGUCCUGCUCCCCAGACUUAAUCACUGAAGGCUUGCCCCACAGUGUUUGGGUCUGAAGAGGGAGCAGAGACCUGUGCUUUAUCCCUUGGCCUUUAAAUGAAAUGGAAUUGCAGAGCCAGGGAGAUGUCUUGAUAUGGGAAGUUGGGGAUGAACAGGCCUGUCUGAUGGAAAACAGCAGGAAGAGGGAGAGGACCAGCAGAGCAGAUUCAGCCCUUGAUGUGAGACAGGUUCUGAGCAGCUGUGAAGUACCAAGUGUUUCAGGCUCUGUUUGCUCAAACGUGGGAGAGAUCCGUCUGCUUCUUGCACUUAUGUGGUAGGGAGGGAAAUAUCCUUGCUGAGAAUCCAAGGGAAAUGGGAACUGGGCCAGCACUGAGCUAAUUUACCUACUGGCGCUACUGCAUCUCCACAACAAAUGCCAGAGUCUAAUACAAUUCAAGGAUGCUUUUUUUAACAUCAGCCUGGUUCCACCAGUCUGUCUUCACUGGCUAGUCCCAAAUAGGCCCCGACAAGUAUUAUCAACAGCACAGACACAACACCGGGCCAGAGCUGUGAAGGCUCAGAAAUGUGAUUACACCAAUAGGCCUCCCGUGCUGCGCCCCUGCUUCACGCGCUGCCCAGUGGGGCUGGGGCAUGUGCAUUUGUUUCACCUUGGAUGCAGACGGAUUUGUCCCAGGAGUACAGUAGCAACUGUAUUGAAAUGGUGCUGGGCUGGAUGGGAGAGGUGAAAGCAGGUCCAUGUCUUCCGGGACUCUGGCUUGCUCAGAGUUUAUUGCUGUAUAUUAAAUACUAUUUUUGGAGAUUGGGGGGAAGAUGUGGGAGGGGGAGGGAUGUGGUGGCACUGUCCCCAGUCUGAGCAGUGGGACGCUACUGCAGGUAAUUGAUAGGUUUUGAUUUUUUUUCCCAAAAAAGUGCUUUAUUUAAAAAAAAAAAAAUCAACAAAACAGAAGUGCUUUCCUUCCUCCUAGAAACAGUGCUGGCUGAUUAGAAAAUAUGAAUAAUCUUUUGCAAACAUCAAAAGUCUCUGCUAAAGAGUUUGUGUGAUGGAAUUUUCAAGGCAAGGAGUGAAGUACAGCUUGAACCAGUUUAACUGGGGAGAGUGUGAAUCUAAGAAAUGCAGGAUCUCUGCCCUGGAGUUGUUCCCGGUCACACGUAGUGGGGAUGUGCUUGCCUGUGCUACCAUGGCUGUUCUGUCACACUGUCACAGUUCCUAAGCUAGGGUGCUGGAGUGAAGCCAUGUCUGGAAACUUGCUGUCAAGUGGGGGCUUGGAUUUUUCGUGCUUUCUAUGGGGGCUUCGUGCUUUCAGGGCUUUCCCACUCAAGAAGCAGCCAGGUCGGUAACACAGCCCCAGAGACUGUGAGAGCAGAGGCAGGAUUUGUGCUUCGUGCAGGAGGCAGUAGCCCCGACUGCGAGGCGCUGGGCAGGUGAUGGUGACGUUUGGGUCCCAUCGUUGUAGCAGCUUUUCGCGUUGGCAGGAGGUCCCACCGCUCCCUGGUGCCCGGCUGCGUAGGCUGGGAUGCGUGGAAGCGACCUGUGGCGUUGGCAUUGAGGACAUGUCACAAACUACUUGAAGCUGCAGGUCUAAGUUGUCUGUAAAGUCUAAAGCAGUGUGGGGAGAGAUCCCCAUCUGUACUUGUCACCAGUACAAAGGGGUUUUAUGGAGGAUUUUUUUAUUUUACUGUCCAUUGCUUUCUGUUAUAACAACUUGCAGUCACAUUUUUUUUUUUUAGUUUGUUUUGCAGCAAGCUUGGGCCCUGGGUGAAAAGCACAGAUGUCUAUUUCUGAUUGCAUUGGCUUUGCAGGGACUAGUUUGGGGGAAAAGAUGGGUGUGGGGGUGGGUUAUUUUAUUUUUGGUACAUGGUAGCGGUUUUAUUUUUUAAUUUCCCCAGGAUGUUUGGUUGAGGGAAUGUUCUGAAAUCUACUGUCUGGCAGUUUUAACCAGCAGUGUGUUAAAGGAAAAUAAACAAGAUUAUAUUGUCA
This is a messenger RNA of Tyto alba (common barn owl), 6740 nucleotides long. RefSeq names its product malectin (gene MLEC). The coding region runs from base 96 to 929 and encodes 277 amino acids. The transcript has 5 exons. Gene Ontology annotation, cellular component: membrane. Lineage: Eukaryota; Metazoa; Chordata; Aves; Strigiformes; Tytonidae. Gene Ontology annotation, molecular function: carbohydrate binding. The record is from RefSeq and is a predicted model, not a curated record.